Messenger RNA from Pocillopora meandrina, 3686 nucleotides. The record is from the annotation of a GenBank genome assembly. Lineage: Eukaryota; Metazoa; Cnidaria; Anthozoa; Scleractinia; Pocilloporidae.
AUGGCGGGCGGCCUUCCGCGAAGAAUAAUAAAAGUAAGUUUUUACGGCACUCUUUCCCUUCUAGAUAACAGAUACGAUGAACGUUGAUGCUUUUUUUCUAAGAUUUUGUUAAUUGUAGUCUGUUGCUCUGGCUAUGAAAUCCCAAAAAUCUGAGAAAGCCUCUUUUCGUUUCUCUGUAGGAAACGCAACGAUUAAUGUCAGAGCCAGUACCGGGAAUAACAGCUCUUCCAUCUGAAGAUAACGCUAGAUACUUUAAUGUCGUCAUAGAAGGUCCCGCCGAGGUAACUGACACUAACUAGAUCUGUUCUCUAUGAGUUUGAUUUCUAAGAAGUCGUGGUUUUUUUUAAUUCAAAUUAUCUGUGUCCUAAUGGUUAUCAUCUGUUAUUACCGAUUCCAGACCCCGUUUGAAGGAGGGAAAUUUAGGCUAGAGCUCUUUCUGCCUGAAGAGUACCCAAUGGCUGCACCCAAAGUUCGAUUUAUGACGAAAAUUUAUCAUCCCAAUGUGGAUAAACUCGGACGAAUCUGCUUGGAUAUUCUUAAAGGUACGGCACCGAUUAAAAUUUAAUGUACAUUCACGUUUCAUAUUUCCGAAAGACGCUGGUUCAAUGAAUUUAUCUGUAUUUCUGUUCGGUAGGGCUUCUGAUGUUUGAAUGACCAUCUGUAAAUCCUAAUGACUGAAAUACUUUACAAAUGAGAUUAGAGUUGAUCUUUUUUUUUUUUUAUAAUUAUCUUUAAAAUUUGGUUUCUUAUAGCUUCAGUCUUUUAUUUCCAUUUGCCUAUGAAGUUGUUAUUGUUUGAUUUCAAAAAAACAUUUAACUUGCUAAUUAAUGAUACAAAAAUAAAUAAAACAAUAAAGGAUGAACCUUUUUAACUGUUAAGAUCUGACUGCUAAUUCUCUCCUCUAGCUGCUAUAUAUUUUCCUUUCAAUUUGUUUUGAGAAUUUGGUGUUAGAUCAGGAUAACUUAAACCUGAUUAGAUUGAGUAUUCUCAUUACCAUUUUGCUGGACAAUGUAUGGAUAUGAUUGGGAGAAGUUACAUUACAAUCUUUUCUUGGAGUUCGUGUAGGUAAUAACACGAUUUCAAGUGCAAUUUGUUUGUAAUAAGCACUAGUAAAUUUUUCAAAGACAACAAAAUUUCUCAAGUUGGUAGGGCAAGUGUAAUUUGUAGUCUCUGAAAAAUUUUCAAGUGCCCAUUACACCAAAUUGAAAGAGAAAUCAGGUUAUUACUUGUUAAUAAAAGGUAUUAUAAAAUAAUUCAAAUAGUACGCACACUCUGAUUGGCCAUAAAACCAUUUUACAUGAGCGUAUGUAAACACGGUUUUUGUUCCUCUUUCAUUAGUUAUUUUAUAAAAGAAAUAUAAAAUGGUUUCCAUGUGUACAUAGCUUGAUGUAAAUACUUGGGAGGUUGGGAGAACACUUGAUAAGCUGGAAAUCACUCCGCUUCGUGUCAUGGUUUCCUACACUUAUCUCGUAUUCUCCCAAACUCCCAAGUAUUUACAUCAAGCUAUGUAAACACGGAAACCAUUUUACAUUUCUUCAUGAAAAAACAUCACAGAAAGUCAAGACAGAGAAAAUUUUCAAAGCACCCUCAUGCUAUUUGUAAUUUGCAUUUGUGUUGCAACUUUGCACUUGUGUUACAUGAAAAUGCACUCAUUGUCAGUCAAUUAGAAGCAUGUAAUUAGCUUUCUCUUGAACAGUUGCUUGAUUUUUUUUAAAUAGACAAAUGGAGUCCAGCUCUUCAGAUUCGCACAGUCUUGUUGUCCAUCCAAGCUCUUCUUAGUGCCCCAAACCCUGAUGAUCCUUUGGCUAAUGAUGUUGCAGAGAAGUGGAAAUUAAAUGAAAGUGAAGCUCUCGUCACUGGUAAGUGUAUCAGUAAUGUCAUUUGUGUCAGAUUUAGUAUCUAACAUUGAUCAGCAUAGUGUUUCAAAUGACCCCGUUUGUCUUGCACAGUUUAGCCCUCUGAUGCAAUUCCAAGUUAAGAGAAUUUGGUGUUAGAUCAAGAUAACCUUAACCUGAUAAGCUUGAAUCUUCUCAUUGCCUGUUUGUUGGAUAAUGUAUAGUUAUUAUUGGGAGAAGUUACAUGUUAAUCACUCCUGGGAGUUAAAGGCAAACAAUUUUUAGUGUAUUCUCUACGAGUGACCACAACCUCUUUGAACACUGUUAAAUUUUUCACUCACAGCAGAGACCAAUUUGAAUAAUUUAUCUUACAAUAUAAAUACCUUGUCAAGCAGAAAGACCAAAAAGAGAAGGCAAAAGAUGAAUUUUAUGAUAUGCAUGCAGCUUAAAAGAACAGCCAAUUCUGAGCACCACAAUUAUACGAAAUAUAUGACAUGCCGUAAGGAGAAAUGUUAGUGAAAACAUGGAAGUGAAAGAGUUAGCACUGAAUGAAUAGUGUAUUUGCUUUCCCCUUCCCAUGAUCCCAACAGGCCUUCCUUGUCCUCCCAUGAGUCUUACCCUUUAGAACUAUACUGAAAAGGUUUAUUUUUAUAAUUUUAUUGCAGCCAGGGAGUGGACAAGAACCUAUGCUAUACAAAAUUAGAGCUAGAAUGUACAUGUCUGUUGGAUGUUCAUGUUAUCUGUGGGUUGUUACUGAACCCUGUGCGAAGCUUAUAUGGCAGUUUGCACCAGAAUGGUGCUUGUUCUUUCAAGAGUAGUUCCAACCUUUUCUUUUUUUGUAUAAAAAUUCAUCCUUAGUCAUAAGAUAAAGUCUGGUCAUGCAUUUUAAAUUGUAGAUCCAAAGCUGAAGAUACAAAAGUCCAGUUUCCAAUUGCUGCUUUUAACUUGGCAUUGUUCCCUUAGAAAUUGAUCUGUGAAAUGAUCCACUAGAGGACAUUUAUUGCAGCAAUUCAUUGCAGCAACAUGUUGCAGUUUCUGCAGUGUUGUUGCACAUCAUUUUUGUUGCAGUAAAAGUUGUCUUAUGUUAUCUACCAAACACAGCCUGAGCAAAAAUCAUCCUUAAAAGGUCUCAUCUUUGUAAUAUGUAUUCAACAAGCAGAUUCAAUGUUGUCUUGCACCUGUGCUGAAGUAGAUCACAGAUGAUGUCAAAAUAUGGAAAAACAAAAACGUUGUUUGCGAGACACAGCUGAAUAUGUCACUGAUGUUCUUACCACAUUUUGACCUCCAGUGAUUCAUAACUGAAAAGAUCCACGGCAACAUGGGAUCUCUUUGUUUUAUGUAAUAAAGAAGGAAAAUGUUGAUAGUAAUUUCAUCUGUGUGGCCUCUAUUAAACAGUAGAAACCAAUCAAAAUAUGUUUAUGAUUUAGCUUAUAUAAGGCUGUGUUGACAAGAAUAACCACUGUGGGCCAUUUCUUUAUCACCUCAACUGCCGUCAUUCUCAGUUGAAUACCACUCAGACCUUUGACUCCUUAGACUCAUCAAUUUUCCAUGCAUUGAAAGUCAUGGAAUCUUUUUUACUGAAAAUGAUGUUUUUGAGAACAAUGCGACGAUAAAAAUUCUUCAUUUUAUAAUCGUUUUCAUAUCACGUUGGAAUUGAUUUUACGACUGUAAUGUAUGGAAAACAGCAAAUUGCGAAAAUUGGUUCUGGAAUGAGUCAUGCAUGACGUGGAAGUUUUUAUUUCAAAAGGCAACAAACUCAAGUCAUUUUGGAGUGUGAAAAGUGUGUUCAUGUUUUUUUCAAAGGUCCUAGAGUAGCAACACUUAAAAAAAUAAACUGACUGAAGUGGAUCC